Blepharisma stoltei is the source of this 549-nucleotide messenger RNA. Lineage: Eukaryota; Ciliophora; Heterotrichea; Heterotrichida; Blepharismidae. The record is from the annotation of a GenBank genome assembly.
AUGGGAACUUCAGCGUCCUGUCUUUGGAGCAGAAACACUGGGCAUAAAGAAACAUGUAUAAUUAUGAUUGGGCUUGAUGGCGCAGGGAAAACAACGAUUCUUUAUCAAAUCAAGCUUGGAGAAACUUCAACAUAUAUCCCAACAAUUGGAUUCAAUGUUGAAAGUAUCAACUAUAAAAAUAUACAAUUUUUAGUGUGAGAUAUUGGAGGACAAGAGAGAAUCAGAGUUUUUUGGCCUAAUUAUUAUGAAACCACUGAUGCUGUCAUUUUUGUUGUAGAUUCGAGUGACAUAGAAAGAAUUGAAGAAGCUAAAUACGAACUCCACAAAGCAGCGAAUAAUAGUAUCCUUAGAAAUGCAGCAUUCCUCAUUCUUAGCAACAAAAAUGAUUUGCCCGGGGCAUUAGGAGUCUCAGAGUUAAUUGAUAAGUUAGAUCUAUAUCUGAUUAGAGGCAGAAAUUGGUAUAUUCAAAGUACUUGUGCAACGACUGGAGAUGGGCUUUAUGAAGGGUUAGAAUGGCUUUGAAAUGCAGUUCUUAGUAGAAGGGCAUAA